Molecule: messenger RNA, 1136 nt
Organism: Alosa sapidissima (American shad)
Lineage: Eukaryota; Metazoa; Chordata; Actinopteri; Clupeiformes; Clupeidae
Product: coatomer subunit zeta-1-like
Exons: 9
Coding region: 92-625 (177 amino acids)
Biological process (GO): intra-Golgi vesicle-mediated transport; retrograde vesicle-mediated transport, Golgi to endoplasmic reticulum; intracellular protein transport
Cellular component (GO): COPI vesicle coat
Source: RefSeq, a predicted model, not a curated record
AUGGCGAUAGGGAGCUUUGCGCCAUUUGUUACACCAUAGAACACAAGAAGAAGAACACGUUUUGGUUGUUCACGUCAUCAAGGAAGUCAAGAUGGACUCAUUCGCCCUGGAACCCACACUGUACACUGUAAAAGCAGUACUCAUUCUUGAUAAUGAUGGUGAACGACUGUAUGCAAAGUAUUAUGAUGACACAUACCCUACAGUAAAAGAACAGAAAGCUUUUGAAAAGAACAUCUUCAACAAGACUCACCGUACAGACAGUGAGAUUGCACUUUUAGAAGGACUAACUGUGGUCUACAAGAGCAAUAUAGACUUAUACUUCUAUGUUAUUGGAAGCUCACAUGAAAAUGAGCUGAUGCUGAUGUCUGUCCUGAACUGCCUGUUCGAUUCCCUCAGUCAAAUGUUGAGGAAGAAUGUGGAAAGAAGAGCUUUGCUAGAGAACAUGGAAGGAUUGUUCCUAGCUGUCGAUGAAAUUGUAGAUGGAGGAGUCAUCCUAGAGAGUGACCCACAGCAGGUUGUCUACCGUGUAGCAUUACGGGGUGAUGAUGUUCCUUUGACAGAACAGACUGUGACUCAGGUGCUGCAGUCGGCAAAGGAACAAAUCAAGUGGUCACUUCUGCGGUAGUGUGGGAACCACAACCACUGAAUACACACACAUACACCCACUCACUCUCUCACAUAUACACACACACACACACACACACACACACACAGUGACAUUCCUGUAUUCAUACCUCUGUAUAUCUCAGAUAUCAUUGCACUGAAUCAUCCACUAGAGGACAUUAGUUACCCUCUGUCUCCUUGGUUAUGAUUUCCAUGAUUUCCAACUGUUUCCAGUAAGAAGGUAGACCUGAAGAGACCUAAGACCUGAAUGCUGGUAUUGUUUUGAAUGUGUUGUAAGCAAUACCCUGAUACAUAGUUCUCUAUUCCUCCCAUUUCUCAGUGCUUUUCUGCCCUGCUAUUACCAGUGGGUAACUGUGGGUAACUGUGAAAAAGUGUAACUGCAGUGUAACCCUUCAGUAUGUCUGUGUGUUAUGAAUUCCAAGAACCAUAUACAAAUCAUUGUGCAUUAUGUGUCACAUGGCCUUGUUUAUACCUUGAUGAAAAAUAAACAGUUUGAGGAAAUGUGGAAAAAA